CCCGGUGGAUGGGUCUGGAAGUCCUUGGAAAGGGAGAAGUAAGGGGGAAGGGGGUCUAAGACUGACCGGGAAGAGACCCCUCCAGGCUUGCUGAGUCGGUGUGGGAUCUUAGAGGAUCUGGUUUCCAUGGGCAGGAGAGCCCCAGGGAUUCCAGACAAUUAGGGAUGAAAAGCAGCCUGGUAAGCUGGGGCAUAGUGGGGGGAAACUAAAACGGAGCCUAUCCUGAAUUUUGUGGAGAUGUCAGGCUGGAUUCUAGAAUCUGGGGAAAAACCUAGGUGAUUGCCCAGGCUGCCUGAGGAUCCUAGAGGAUGUCCUGGAGCAGAGGGAUUUCUGUGGUGGGAAAAGGAGUUGUGAUUCUGCGAUGUGAAGAGACACUUAAAGGGGUUUCAGCCCUGUGAAGUUGGGACCAUAGUGGGUCAUUAGGGGUGGAGUUGCAAGGAUCCCAUUGGAUGUCGUGAGAGUGUCCAGUUUUGAAAGGAGAGGUUGGAUGGCUGUAUCUAGGAGAAAGAGAAAAUAGGGAGGGAGAAAGAAAUGUAAGGUGUUUCCAGCCCUGGAAUCUGAAGGUAAAUCUGUGUUCUACAUUUGAAUAACAGGUAAGAGUCGGGCCUCCGUGAGGUAAUGGCGCAGACAUGAAGCCCUUUCCAGGAACCUUGGCUUGGGGAUCUUAGAGGAGGGGCCCAGUAUCUCUCCUCCCAGGGUUUGGGAUUGAGCUUGAGGGAGUGUUAGAGGAGAGGUCAGAGGAGGGAGGCCUUGAGCCGAGGGGAGUGGCCCUCCACGCCAGAUAUACACAGGAGUGCUGACCUCCUAGUCUCCUGGGUAGGAAGGGCAGCUCAUCCAGACCAGGCCUGCAGGGAGCUUGCUACCAGGAUUCUCUCAGGCCAGGCUUAGCAGGCCUGCCUGACCCUGCCACCAUCUGCCCACAGCCCUCGGCGUUGCUGACGCCCCCAAUGUCGUCGAGCAGCCGGGGGCCGGGGGCCGGAGCGCGCCGUCGCCGAACCCGCUGCCGUCGCUGCCGGGCCUGUGUGCGAACUGAGUGCGGGGACUGCCACUUCUGCCGAGACAUGAAGAAGUUCGGGGGGCCCGGGCGCAUGAAGCAGUCGUGCCUGCUUCGGCAGUGCACUGCGCCCGUGCUGCCACACACAGCCGUGUGCCUCUUGUGUGGGGAGGCAGGGAAGGAGGACACAGUGGAGGGAGAGGAAGAGAAAUUUGGUUUGAGCCUAAUGGAGUGUACAAUCUGCAAUGAGAUCGUCCACCCUGGCUGCCUGAAGAUGGGAAAGGCUGAGGGUGUUAUCAAUGCAGAGAUUCCCAACUGCUGGGAGUGCCCCCGCUGUACCCAGGAAGGGCGUACAAGCAAGGAUGCAGGUGAGGGGCCAGGCCGCCGUAGGGCUGACAAUGGUGAGGAAGGUGCUAGCCUAGGGGGCGGAUGGAAGCUGACAGAGGAGCCAACACCUCCACCACCCCCACCCAGACGAAAGGGACCCUUACCUGCUGGUCCUCCCCCUGAUGAUGUGCCUGGGCCCCCCAAACGGAAGGAGAGGGAGGCAGGGAAUGAGCCCCCCACCCCAAGGAAAAAGGUGAAAGGAGGCCGAGAGAGGCACUUGAAGAAGGUGGGUGGAGAUGCCUGCCUCCUCCGAGGAGCGGACCCAGGCAGCCCCGGCCUUCUGCCCCCCAGGGUUCUGAAUCCGAGCCAGGCAUUCUCAUCCUGCCACCCUGGGCUCCCUCCCGAGAACUGGGAGAAACCAAAGCCACCUUUGGCCUCUGCUGAGGGCCCAGCAGUGCCAUCUCCAUCACCACAGAGGGAGAAGCUGGAGCGCUUCAAGCGGAUGUGCCAACUGCUGGAGCGGGUGCCUGAUACCUCUUCUUCUUCUUCGGACUCAGAUUCUGACUCGGAUUCAUCUGGCACAUCACUUAGUGAGGAUGAGGCCCCUGGCGAGGCCCGGAAUGGGCGACGGCCAGCCCGGGGCAGCUCUGGCGAGAAGGAGAACCGUGGGGGGCGCCGGGCUGUACGCCCUGGUAGUGGGGGGCCCCUGCUUAGCUGGCCCCUGGGCCCUGCCCCUCCACCGAGGCCUCCACAGCUGGAGCGACAUGUGGUUCGGCCCCCUCCUCGAAGCCCCGAGCCUGACACUCUGCCUUUGGCUGCUGGAUCCGACCACCCUCUUCCCCGGGCUGCCUGGCUUCGUGUCUUCCAGCACCUUGGACCCCGAGAGCUCUGUGUCUGCAUGCGAGUCUGCCGGACCUGGAGCCGCUGGUGCUAUGACAAGCGUCUGUGGCCUCGGAUGGACCUGAGCAGGAGGAAGUCAUUGACCCCACCCAUGCUUAGUGGGGUUGUUCGCCGCCAGCCCCGAGCCCUGGACCUCAGCUGGACAGGUGUCUCCAAAAAGCAGCUCAUGUGGCUUCUGAACCGACUACAAGGUCUGCAGGAGUUGGUGCUCUCCGGCUGCUCCUGGCUCUCCGUGUCUGCCCUGGGCUCAGCCCCACUGCCAGCACUGCGGCUCUUGGACCUCCGCUGGAUUGAGGAUGUUAAAGACUCCCAGCUUCGUGAGCUGCUGCUGCCUCCACCAGAUACCAAACCAGGGCAAACAGAGAGUCGAGGGCGGCUUCAGGGGGUGGCAGAACUGCGCCUGGCAGGCCUGGAGCUGACCGAUGCUUCCCUGAGGCUCCUGCUGCGCCACGCUCCCCAGCUGAGUGCCCUGGACCUGAGCCACUGCGCCCAUGUUGGAGACCCCAGUGUCCACCUCCUCACAGCUCCCACUUCCCCACUCCGAGAGACCCUAGUGCACCUCAAUCUUGCUGGUUGCCACCGCCUCACCGAUCACUGCCUCCCGCUGUUCCGCCGCUGCCCACGACUUCGCCGCCUGGACCUACGUUCCUGCCGCCAGCUCUCUCCUGAAGCUUGUGCCCGAUUGGCCGCUGCAGGGCCCCCUGGCCCCUUCCGCUGCCCAGAGGAGAAGCUACUUCUCAAGGACAGCUAGUUGGGUGCUGGUAUCCCCUUCCCCUGGACUCACCAGUAGCCUGGACCUCUGGCCUUCAUUUCACCCAGUUGGGAGGCCAGGUUAUCCUUCUCGUGACUUGGCGCUCCUAAGUUUAAUGACUUAGGAUUCCUGCCCAGGGACUUGAGCCAGCCUCCCCCUUCUCUUCCACCUGCACUGAUAUCUCUGGGGUGGGGGUGGGGGGGACUUUGCUAUCCCUCCCUUCUACCUGCUGCAUUGUCCAUCCCCUCUGGGGAGUGAGUCAGAGGUACGGGGAGGGGUGCUGAGCCAAAAGGAUAGUGUGUGGGGGUGAAGUCUUGAAUGAGGAAGAAUGAGGGGAAAGGGUAUCUGCACACAGGAUACUGGGAGUCAGGGGGCUUGGGGGGCGUUGAAUGGGUUGGGGGGAGGGCAGAACGCAGGCCAACAAGGGUUCUGAAAACAAAGACCAGAUACAUGGAGUUGGGGAUGGGAUGGGGGGGCCAAAAAGGGAAACCAGAGGAGCAGUUGGGGAUCCAAGUGUCAGAGGUCGGGAACUCUGGGAGCUGGGAAAUGCCAGGGCUGGGGGGUGGGGAGAAGGGCAGAUGUGAUGGUGGUACCUGCUCUGUGAGGUACCCCUCUCCCUUUCCCUUUGUCCAGAUUUCAGUUUCUUCCCCCCACCCUGACUCCUUGACCGUCACUGAAAAUGGCAGCUAUUGCGAGGAGUAGGGGCCAUGGGUCCACCUGCUGUUGAGCUCUUGGCCCAGGGGAGUGGUGAGGGGUAGCCCAGACCCCUGCCUGGCUCUCUACACAAUACUUGAACAUUCAUCUGUACUGAAGUGUUACUUGAACCGGGGGAACCUCGGACCUGGGGGAGUGUGAAGUGACGGGACCAGCUUGGACUGAGACUGGACUAGUGGGAGCCCAGUCUGGACUGCCCCACCAGAGCUCUCUUGCUUUACUGUCUUGAACAGCUCUACCCCUCCUGACCUGAGUUGGGGUGGGGGCUGUCACCCCAAUGAUGAGCAAGAGGGGGCUCCUCCAGGUUGGCUCUUCCCAUUCAUUCGUCGUGGAAAUUUGUGUCCCAUUUGCCCAGGGAACUGCCACUCCUGGUUGCCAUGGAAAUAGCAGCCAAUGGACACCUCCCGAAUGCAGUGCUAAGACUGGAAAUGGUCCCUCUUAGUUGCUGUGGGAACUUAAAGACUCACAGCACCUUCCCCCCACCCUUUUUUUCCUGUGUGGGGGUGGGGUCUCAAGAAUCUGAGGGAGGAGUCAGGGCCAGGUCCCACUCAGUUUAGCCCUCCGGGAAACCGGAUUGUACCAAGUGGGGGUGGGAAGGGAGGGGAAUCUAUCCACAUACCUCAGGUAACAGGAAGGUGCGCGGGUUGGGGGGGGGCUGGGUGGACCAAAGGCCAGAGGGGGGAUACUGGGGAUGGAGAAAGGUUUGAGGAUGGGGCCGCUUGAGGGUGGGGGUGGAGGCACCCGGCGAGGGCAAGUGGGGUACCCGGCCGGGCUGGGCCCCUGGGCCCCCAGUCUGUACAAUAUGGUUUGCUAUAAAACUCAGAAUC
Messenger RNA from Nannospalax galili (Upper Galilee mountains blind mole rat), 4513 nucleotides. It is a transcript of the gene Fbxl19, whose product is annotated as F-box and leucine rich repeat protein 19. The coding region runs from base 948 to 2972 and encodes 674 amino acids. The transcript has 10 exons. Gene Ontology annotation, biological process: regulation of transcription by RNA polymerase II; protein demethylation. Gene Ontology annotation, molecular function: DNA binding; protein binding; histone demethylase activity. Lineage: Eukaryota; Metazoa; Chordata; Mammalia; Rodentia; Spalacidae. The record is from RefSeq and is a predicted model, not a curated record.